CCGGCCGCAUGGAGCUCCCGGAGGGCGCCAGCCCGGGAGGGACAGUUAAGGAGGUCAAGGUGCCACAGGCUGCCCUGGGCACCCCCGUCCCUGGGACGGGGACCGACGGCCACUCAGCUGUGGCCGAGGAGGAGGUGGGCAUCCCGGUACCAGCACCAGGGCUCCUGCAAGUCACAGAGAGGCGGCAGCCCCUGAGCAGCGUCUCCUCCCUGGAGGUGCACUUCGACCUCCUGGACCUCACCGAACUAACCGACAUGUCCGACCAGGAGCUGGCCGAGGUCUUUGCUGAUUCAGACGACGAGAACCUGGCUGGCGAGUCGCCUGCAGGCCUCCACCCGCUGCCCCGGGCCGGCUGUCUGCGCUCCCCCUCCUGGACACGCACCAGGGCCGAGCAGAACCGUGAGAAGCAGCCCUUUGGGGACCCUGAGCGGCAGCCUGCCGUUGCGGACACGUUUCUCACCGUGGAGAGGCCCAAGGAGGACUAGUCUGGCUGGCCCAGGGCCGAGGCCCCGUGGACGCUGCCCGCCCCACGUGGCUGCGGGCUGGGGUCUCGGGGCACCUCGGCAUAAGCACA
This is a messenger RNA of Hippopotamus amphibius kiboko, 574 nucleotides long. It is a transcript of the gene DBNDD1, whose product is annotated as dysbindin domain containing 1. Bases 9 to 485 code for a protein of 158 amino acids. Gene Ontology annotation, cellular component: cytoplasm. NCBI's taxonomy places the organism in Eukaryota, Metazoa, Chordata, Mammalia, Artiodactyla, Hippopotamidae. The record is from RefSeq and is a predicted model, not a curated record. Gene Ontology annotation, biological process: negative regulation of protein kinase activity. The transcript is spliced from 4 exons.